AAAUUAAACGAAAUGAAAAACAGCAAAAAAUAAAACAUUUAAGAAUGAAAUUAUAGACAGCAAACAAGAAAACUAUAGAAAAUCGCGUAAAUGACGCAGCAAGGAAACACAUCCGUUUCCACCUCCCCACCAGCAUUCGUUGUUGUUGUUCCUGUCUGACUGGCGCAUCUGUCGCAAAAUUUUAUAAAGUUUGCGUGACGUUUAAAGGUAAACAUGGCCAGCGAGCCAGAGAACAAGCCGCCUAUACUGCACAUUCUGGUCGUCGGCUUCCAUCACAAACUAGGCUGCCAGGUGGAGUUCUCUCAUCCGCCGCUAAUCGCCGGCUCAACUGGUCGCAACGAAUGCCCGUCCGGCUGGAAGUAUUUACCCACUUUGGCCCUACCGGAUGGCUCGCACAAUUUCAUGGAGGACACCGUAUUCUUCAAUCUGCCCAGUCUGUUCGAGCCAGCGGCAAGUAUUUACGGUGUAUCCUGUUAUCGCCAAAUCCCCGUGGAGAAGCUCAAAAUACGCACCGCGGACGUGACCCGCAGCACCGUACAAAAGUCAGUAUGCAUAUUGGCACGCCUACCCAUCUAUGGCUAUAUUGAGGUGAAGCUGGCGCUUAUCGCCGACGCCUUCUUUGACCAGGGCGACUUUAGCUGCACUGAGCUGCUCGUGAAGGCGUACCAGCAGUUGAAUGCCUGUCUACUGGACGAGGAGACGCACCGUCCGCUGCGCCAUUUUCAUGUGGGUCUCCCGCUGCGCGAGAUUGUGCUUCACUGGCGUCACAAGACGCUGAUGCUCUUCAAAUUGCUUCUGCUGCAGCGGCGAGUUGUCUGCUUUGGCUCCCCGGUGCGCGGCAUGUGCGUGCUUAUACUGGGCAUGGCCUCGCUGAUACCACGUUUGUUGGAGAAGGGCUUCCAGGAGGUGGCCUGUGUGCGCACCUCACGCCCACUCUCGCCGAUGCCUGAUUUUACAGACUCGCUGCAGCGCGAAGCAGAGGCCGAGGCCGAGGCUGAAGCCGAUGUCGUAGCGGAAGCGGAGGACCUAACGCUGGUUUCGUCGGCAGCCUCUGCUGGCUCACAGUGCUGCAACAGCAGCGGCAACACCUCGCCACAUACAACUCCAAACUCACAAUCACAGGACUCUAGCUGCCCGACUACGACGCCAACGCACCACGAGCUGCAGCGCGCUGACUCAACGGAAAGCGGCAGCCACGCCGGCGGCGGCAGCAAACGUAAUGGACGCAGCAGCUCAUUGACUCGCGAGGCAAGCGUCGACACCUUGGCCUCUAAUCUGGCCGCGCUCUGCGCCAUCAAUCCUAACGAUUAUCGAGCACCUGUCAGCAUUUUUGCAAGCGGAAACCUGUGCCUGCCCUACUUGUCGCUACCAUACAUGGACCUACUCAGCGAUCCAAUGGUGCUCUCCUAUAUCAUUGGCACCUCUAAUGUGCUGUUUCAGCAAAAGCGCCAGCUGGCUGAUGUGCUCGUCGAUAUCGAGGCGGCUAAUUUGGAUGCACACGAUCCGGAGCUGCGGCGCCAGCUGGUGCUCAGCACCGAGGACCUGCGCUUCAUGGACUAUAUACUGAAACACGUACAAACGCCCAAAGAGGAUGCCGAAGGCAGCGAAUAUUGGAUUCGUGAGCAGUUCCAGGGUUACAUAUUGGCGCUCCUCCGGACUGCGGUGGCACCUGUUUCCUUAGAUAUCAAGGACAAUGAUCACUUCAAUCCGCACUUCAUGAACGCUUUUAAGCGCACCCAAUGCUACCAGGAGUGGUUCGAUGUGCGGCCGGAUACCGAAUUUUUCGAUGCGCUGCCCGCUGGACAUCCAUUUGCAGGCACUCUGUCCGUGGCGGACAUGAAGCUGAAGCUGGCACAAACCAUGCAGAACAGCGAAAGCGGGCGAAAGAUUAAUCAGGCGGUCAAUAACACUAGCCGAGCCGUUGGCGGUGCCAUCUCGCAGGCCAAAGGGGCCUUCUCCAGCUGGUGGUCAUCUAUAACGACUGCACCCGCUAAUAGCACAGGCGGCACUGCCUCCGGCUCUGGUGCCAGCAGUGAUAGCAGUCAAGUCCACAGUCUGAGUCACAUUGACGAGGGUAUUGACGGCGCUGCGGCAUCGCAACAGCCGCAAGAGAUCUCAGUUACAUUCCAAAAUCACAAGGACGAGGCCGAGCUGGAUGUGGCUGGCGUCAGUAUACACAUGGCUAGCCAAAUAUGUGAGGAGAGUCUAGAAGAAGCGCACGAGUCAACUGAUAGCUCACCGCAAAAGUCGCAGGGCAUCGUCGAGAUUGGCAGAGAGGCGGAGCUGCUUGACAAGGUCAGCCAAGAGCAUGCAGCAACAACAACAACUCCAGCAACUACCCAAGCACAAUCUCAACCACUUCGUACCGGCUGUGGCGGUGAUCUGGCUAUUUCAAGCGGCACAGCUUCUGCUGUGGAACGCAACAAUGGCGAUGUUUUCAUAGUUUGAGCAACAAUCUCACAAAUGCAACAGACACAACCACCACCAACAACACACACACACACUCACACACCAAAUUCUGUAUAAAUUACCUAAGCUAAACUAUACAUACUUAUUUAUUACAA
This is a messenger RNA of Drosophila novamexicana, 2564 nucleotides long. RefSeq names its product late secretory pathway protein AVL9 homolog. Bases 214 to 2448 code for a protein of 744 amino acids. Gene Ontology annotation, cellular component: cytoplasm. The record is from RefSeq and is a predicted model, not a curated record. Lineage: Eukaryota; Metazoa; Arthropoda; Insecta; Diptera; Drosophilidae. The transcript is spliced from 5 exons.